AUGACAUCAACACCAUCAGAAACACUCGAAGAUCUCUGCACUCGAGUCCAGACCAUCCUGCCAGAACAAUUCCGAAAAGAUGCAUGGUAUCUCAUCGUCACAGCAGUCCUAGUAGGCUGCAACAAAUCCACUGAAACAGGCACCCUCUACACAAACCUCGUAGAGCACGUCUCCGAGUCUGAGGAAAAACGCAUCAAAGCCCGGUUGAGCGAUGUGCUAAUGAAAGAAUGGACUCUCGUCGGCGUAACGCCUAUCGUAUAUGCAGUUACUGCAUUGGGCAAAGCAGAGACCGCCUUUUACGAAAAGCGAGGUCUCAAGAUGGAGGAAGCCCCUCCGUCAGAGGAUGGGCUACUCGAUUUUCCUGAUAAGCGGAAGAAUAUCGAUUUCAAUAAUCAUAUCCCGGACAGAGGUACUAAGUUUCUGCAACAACUGUAUCGCCAAAAUCUAGCCCCGAUCUGUGCCUCUUGGGGUUCGUUUGCGUCUGAUUUUAUGUGGAUGGAGCGAAGCGUGAUUUAUGGCUUGUUUCUUUCGGAUCAUGAAAUCCUCUCAGCUGUGGAGGCUGAGUUGGUGAUCCUAACGGGAAUUAUGAUCCAGGGACUUAGUGCACCCACGAUCUGGCAUCUUAGAGGCUUGAGGAGGUUAGGUGUUAGUGAGGAGGAUACGGAGAAGGUGCAGUUGGCUAUUGAGGCGGUGGCCGGUUGGUCAGGGAGGGAUGUUGAGGGGUGGCCUAGGGUGAAGGAUAUAGGCGAUAUUUGA
Messenger RNA from Talaromyces marneffei, 756 nucleotides. RefSeq lists its product as uncharacterized. The coding region runs from base 1 to 756 and encodes 251 amino acids. The record is from RefSeq and is a predicted model, not a curated record. The transcript has 2 exons. NCBI's taxonomy places the organism in Eukaryota, Fungi, Ascomycota, Eurotiomycetes, Eurotiales, Trichocomaceae.